Messenger RNA from Panicum virgatum (switchgrass), 790 nucleotides. Its product is annotated as putative peptidyl-tRNA hydrolase PTRHD1. NCBI's taxonomy places the organism in Eukaryota, Viridiplantae, Streptophyta, Magnoliopsida, Poales, Poaceae. The transcript is spliced from 2 exons. Gene Ontology annotation, molecular function: peptidyl-tRNA hydrolase activity. Bases 4 to 567 code for a protein of 187 amino acids. The record is from RefSeq and is a predicted model, not a curated record.
GGUAUGCGGACCCUCCUCCCUCUUCGCUUGCCAUCCCCGGUAGCCGCCACGCUCCCGGGCGCCACCUUCCUCCUCCCGGCGCUCACCAGGGUCUCCCUCCGCGGAACCCCGUCGAGGGCCAGCAUGAGCGUAGACACCUCCUCCUCCGCGCCGGACUCAGCGGCUGCAAACCCCGCCGCCGCCGGCGAGGGAGGCGGGAGGGAGGCGGCGGUGGACGUGCUGGUCCAGUACGUCGUGCUGCGGCGCGACCUGGCGGACGCGUGGCCGCUGGGGAGCGUGGUGGCGCAGGGGUGCCACGCCGCCGUCGCCGCCGUGUGGGCGCACCGCGACCACCCGGACAUCGCCGCCUACUGCGCGCCCGGCAACCUCGACAGCAUGCACAAGGUAACAUUGGAGGUGAAAGGAGAGACACAACUGAAGAACUUGGCAGAGAAGUUGGAAGCAGCUGGUGUUCGGCAUAAGCUGUGGAUAGAGCAACCUGAGAACAUCCCAACAUGCAUAGCCACAGCCCCCGGCCCAAAGUCGCAGGUUUCUUCAUUCUUCAAGAAGCUCAAGCUAUGCAAAUGAGCUGAGCAUUUUUUGCCUUUUCCUUUACCUGGUACUGAUAUCAUGGAGAAUCAUGAAAACUUUGGAAGUUGCCAAUGUACUGAGUGCUUGUUCCAGCGUUAUUAAGCUGGGUAAAAAGAUGAAGUAUUUGCAGAGAGAUGACGUUUCUGACUUGUAUUAUUUCAGGCCAUUUUGUAAUCUACAUGGAUUAAAUCUUGUAUGCUAAUAUGUUUCAGCUAAAGAA